Nannizzia gypsea CBS 118893 is the source of this 1740-nucleotide messenger RNA. RefSeq lists its product as hypothetical. Gene Ontology annotation, biological process: transmembrane transport. The record is from RefSeq and is a predicted model, not a curated record. Bases 1 to 1740 code for a protein of 579 amino acids. The transcript has 5 exons. Lineage: Eukaryota; Fungi; Ascomycota; Eurotiomycetes; Onygenales; Arthrodermataceae. Gene Ontology annotation, molecular function: transmembrane transporter activity.
AUGGGUACCAGAUCCAGCAUAGACCGGCCAGAUCCGGUUGCACCUGAAUUGACAACUGUACGGGAUUUUGAGAAGGAUAAUUCAGUAUCGAAACCCGAACACCAUGAUACACAAGCAUCUGGGCUUAAGCAUAAAGGGAGCAGGGACAGUGUAGAAGACCCUGAAUACCCUUCUCCUAAGUCAAGUGAACUUCCACAGAGGCCCGAAGGAUGGGGGUGGACACUUGCAGUUAUCGUACUACUUGCUUCUGCCUUUCUUUAUGGCCUGGAUACUACUAUCGUGGCAGAUGUUCAAGCACCUGUAAUAGAGCAAUUUGGCGCCGUUCAAAAGCUUAGCUGGCUUGGAUCCGGCUUCCCUCUUGGAUCGGUUGCAACAAUCCUUCCAAUAGGUGCGCUUUAUAACAUAUUUAGCAUCAAAAUCGUAUAUAUCGUGUCGAUUGUCUUGUUUGAGGCGGGAAGCGCAUUAUGUGGUGCUGCACCAAACAUGAAUGCACUGAUAAUAGGGCGAGUUAUUGCCGGAAUUGGUGGUUCCGGAAUGUAUCUUGGGGUCCUUACCUACUUCUCCGUAUUUGUCCCAGAAAGACGGCAGCCACUUUACGUGAGUAUGUCUGGGUUUGUCUGGGGGCUUGGUACUGUUAUCGGGCCUGUCAUAGGAGGUUUAUUUGCACAUAGUAAAGCCACUUGGAGAUGGGCAUUCUAUAUCAACCUUGUCCUAGCUGCUGUGAAGGCUCCGGUACUUCUGCUGCUAGUGCCUGAUUAUCUACCUAAUCGUCAUAAGGGAGCACUUCAAAAGUUGAAAGAGCUGGACAUCAUUGGUAUGGUCCUUAACGCCGGGAUAUACGUUGGGUGGGUAAUUCCCAUGACUUUUGCUUCCACACUCUGGGGAUGGUCCGAUAAUCGCACAAUUGCCUCAUUCGUCGUCUUCGGUGUCGUCUUUAUUGCCUUUGCUAUUCAACAGGGUGUCCCUCUUUUCACGACUCUAGAAAGACGUGUUUUUCCUGCCCAAUUCUUGAGACGCUCAGUGAUGGUUCUCUUAUACGUGAGUACCUCCUGCGCUAAUUCAGCACUUCUAGUUCCCGCAUAUUAUAUACCACUUUUCUUCCAGUUUACCAGAGGCGAUAGUCCCGUGGAUGCGGCAGUCCGUCUUCUUCCCUUGAUAGUUCUUGCGAUUGUGUCGGUGAUGAUCCAAGGAGUCACUAUGCCCCUGGUUGGGUACUACGCUCCAUACUACACAAUAAGCGGUGUUUUAAUAGUGGUCGGUUCAGCUCUGAUGUCGACAGUUGGUGUAGAUACACCAGUUGCCAAUAUCUAUGGAUACAGUGUUAUUGUUGGAAUUGGAACUGGACUUGGUGUACAAGCCUCUUAUGGUGUUGCAGCCGCGAAAGUCAAGGAAGACGAAGUGCAGCAUGCGAUCAAUUAUAUCAAUCUGGCUCAAAUCGGCGCUGAGACCAUCUCCCUUACCGUUGCGGGAACUAUUUUCCAACAGCUGGCAUUCCAGAACCUUUCCAAAUACCUGGCUGGCCGAGGCUAUACCUCUGCAGAACUUAUCGCUGCCAUUGCUGGAACACAGUCUGUCAUCCUCCAGAACGGUUCCGAGGAGGUCAAGUCACUGGCGAUCGAGGCUAUUGUGGAAGCCAUGAAGAAGGUCUACAUAUCUAUGAUUGCAGCUGGAGCCCUUCAGGUGAUAUGUUCGUUCUUCCUGCCCCGAGAGAAACUAUUCAUGAAGCCUGCAUCCGCAUAA